CAUCGUUUUGGGACGGAUCGACUUUGAGACCGUGUGUCCUCCUCGCAAGAGUAGAAAGCUUGGAAAUGUGUUCCUGCCCGCGGUCGGCUCAACUGCCGAAACCCUGAAAACAAGGGUCCAGCGCCUCAGAAAGUCUCAAUGCUUCAAGACCCCUCUAUUCUCGAACGAGCAUUCUGGUACAGUAGAACGGUAUCAUCUAACAAUAGACGAUUCAGCAGUUCACAAAACCGAGAAGAGACAUAAUUGGUCCGUAUUGGCAAAACCUCUGCACACAAGAUUGCAUCAUGGCGGAAGAGCAACUCGAGUCGCAAUUUCAGACACUGCAAAUCGACAAGACCAGUAUACCCGUCUAUCUACUCAAGACCAAGUCCCUUCCCGUCGACGGCUACGAAGAACAUCUCAGCAGCAACGGCAGCAGCAGCGCCGACCAUGACGCAGACAGAAGAACUCAUCAACCCAUAUUCGUCCCCGUUUUAGAACAUCGCUUCCACGAUGACGCAUUGCGCACUCUCCGUCGCGCCGCCGAACGUUUCGCUUUCGCAGGGAGCAGUCCCGCCACCGCUCGACAGCCCGCUACGCACAACCCUGCCCGUCGUUACGGCGGAAUCAUCUUCACAUCCCAGCGAGCCGUCGAUGCUUUCGGGAGUGUCGUCGCGAAGCUCGACCCGGCCAAGACUAGCAAUGGAACGCUCUUCGAUGUCGACAUGCCGCUCUACGUCGUCGGACCUGCUACCGCGCGGGGCGUCCGCGCCUUGGGCCUACCCUGUCCUGUGAUCGGAGAGGAGACCGGCUCAGGGGAGGCUCUGGCGGCGAAAAUCCUGGAGCAUUAUAAUGCUCUGCCGCGAGACGCGACGCACCAGCAUGAGCGGCCGCAGGCGUUACCCGGGAACGCUGGUGGCGCGGGGAGUGGUGGGAAUGGCGCGGGAGAGAAAUUGUCGCUGUUGUUCUUGACGGGCGAGCAGAGGAGGGAUAUCAUUCCGAAAACUCUGCAGGGUGCGGAGUUGUUCCCCUUCGAACGCAUCGGCGUGACAGAGUUGGUGGUUUAUGAAACAGGCGAGAAGGCGGAGUUUGAAGAGGAAUUUGGUGAUCUGCUGCGGGAGGCGAAGAAGGCGCGUGUUGCUGAGCAAGCGGUGGUGGUCUUCAGUCCUCAAGGUUGCGAGGCCAUGCUCAGUGCUCUGGAUUGGAUCGACGAGCAGACUGGACGGUAUAGUGCCGCCCGUCGAGAAAUCGUCUCGGGGCCGAUUAAGACUCGCGUCAUUACGAUCGGCCCGACAACGAGAGACUUCCUGAUUGAACAGUUCGGCUUCGAGCCCGAUGUCUGCUCGGAAACUCCGAGUCCAGAAGGUGUCAAGGCUGCACUAGCACCUGCUAGUACUGCGUAAAAAUCGAGAAUUUUGCUGCUCGGGUUAGAAGAUGCUGUUCUUUGUCCGUAAUAGCUUGGAACAAGAUACUGUAUGUAGAUGAGAUCGAUGAUCCUCCUCCCGCAAGGCGUAUCGAACAUUUCGAAAUUGAUGAUCUUCGUCGCCGCGUUAU
Molecule: messenger RNA, 1533 nt
Organism: Dissoconium aciculare CBS 342.82
Lineage: Eukaryota; Fungi; Ascomycota; Dothideomycetes; Mycosphaerellales; Dissoconiaceae
Product: tetrapyrrole biosynthesis, uroporphyrinogen III synthase
Exons: 1
Coding region: 285-1382 (365 amino acids)
Biological process (GO): uroporphyrinogen III biosynthetic process
Molecular function (GO): uroporphyrinogen-III synthase activity
Source: RefSeq, a predicted model, not a curated record